Molecule: messenger RNA, 2538 nt
Organism: Betta splendens (Siamese fighting fish)
Lineage: Eukaryota; Metazoa; Chordata; Actinopteri; Anabantiformes; Osphronemidae
Product: peptidase inhibitor 16-like
Exons: 6
Coding region: 150-1376 (408 amino acids)
Cellular component (GO): extracellular region
Source: RefSeq, a predicted model, not a curated record
AGAGACAUCGACAGAGCUGAGGGUGAGAGCUGCUGAACACACACGCACAACAGGAAGACACAAACAGCUGUUGAUCAUAAACACACACUCUUCGCUGGACUCUGGACUGACCACUGGAGGACACACACCUACGAACUCUGUUUCCCAUCAUGCUCCAGCAGAGCCACUUGGACCUGGAGGGGGACUCCAUGCAGCAGGGGCGCUCCAGACAACACGCUUCCCAAGAUGGCCCCCUGUGGCUCUGCAGGCAGGGACGCCUCUGCCCACCGGGGGCAGCUCCUCUGUGGGCCUGGCUGCUGCUAGGACUCCUGGUGGUUCCUGGUGCCCAGAGCUUUCUGAGCGAGGAGCAAGAGGAGCUGUUGGUGGAGCUUCACAACCACUACAGAGGACAGGUCUCCCCCAGCGCUUCAGCCAUGAUGCCCCUGAAAUGGGACCCUGCUCUGAAGCUAAUAGCAGAGGGCUACGCUGCUAAAUGCAUCUGGAACCACAACCCAGAACUGGAAGACACUGGGGAGAACCUGUUUGCUGGGACGGGGCCCCUGAACCUGGGAGAGGCUCUGGAGAAAUGGUUCCUGGAACGUUUAGACUACAACUUCCAGAACAACAGCUGCAAUGAAGAUAAGAUGUGCGGACACUACACACAGAUGGUGUGGGCAGACACGCACCGAAUCGGCUGUGCCUUUCACCCCUGUAACACCAUGGAGGGACUGGACUGGGAGAGAGUGUCCUUUCUCGUCUGCAACUACUUCCCAGCGGGGAACUAUGAAGGAGAGCGGCCUUACGUAGAAGGUGACAGAUGCUCCAGGUGUCCGGAAAACCUGCACAAAUGUGCAAACAACCUGUGUGUUGCAGAUGUUGAGGAGGAGGAGGAGGUGGAUGAAGAGGGGGCGACAGCAACAUCUGAACCCUCUCUCACAACAGAGAAGGGGGAUUCACCUGAUGUACAGCGUGCCACCACAACAGCUCCCAUCACCACCACCAGGACCACCAGCACCACGUCCAGGCCCACUGAACUGGACCCUGAGGACCAUGAAGCUGCAACCACACAUGCCCUGAGCACUCAUUCAUCACCAAUGAAAAGAACAACAGAAGACGUCCCCUCAACGGCAGACGUCUCCUCAACGACAGACGUCUCCUCAACGACAGACGUCUCCUCAACGACAGACGUCUCCUCAACAACAGACGUCUCCUCGACAACAGGUCUGGAAGAGGAGCAGGUUGUAGAAGAGAUGGAGGAGAAGAGUAAGAACAAAGAAAACAAACAAGGCAUAGCACAAAUCAAAUUCCACAACAAAGUUGUGAUAAGUUGUGGUUCAGUAAUUUCACCUUCCCUCAUCUGGGCUGGUCUGACUGGGCUCCUCACUCUGAGGCUGUGAGGAGGAGGAAAUGAGACCAGAACUCCCCCCUGCUUCCACCUGUGCGUUUACCCCUCAUCCUUCAGGAAAAUGGCUCAAUUAAUAAUUCACAGUCAAAAGAUUUGCGAUCAGGGUCAAACAAUGUGCACCUGCUUCAACCGGCGAACAUGUUACUGACUGCUCUAAAAAUUUUAUUUUAAUAUAAAGAAAAAGUGUUUGGACCUUUUCCACCAGAACCAGAUGAGGAGAUCAGCAUCAGCAUCAGGUCUGUGUUAUGCUGGAGUGGGUGUUUAGCUUAGCUUAGCAGCUAAUCUGGUUGUGUAGGACGCUCCAAAGCUCACAGACUGAAAUUCCAUGUUGACUAAAACAGGUUUCAUUAGGCCUUUGUGGGCCCCUCAUAACUCUAGGCCCAGCUUUGGUUCCAUCACUGUGGUGCACACCGACCAGUCUAAAAGUCGCUGAUCACUGAAAGGAUUCAGCUUCCGGUUCUGGUGGGGCCUCAGAAGGUGGGCGGUACCAGCACAGCUUUAGCCGGGAGGUCACCAUGUUCUGACUGGUCAGGGUCCACGUUAGCAAACACCUCCACACCUACUUGAAUGUAAAGAGAUUCGUAUUGACUCAGACGCUUUAUGUCCCUGUUGUUUCCAGUGUUUGUGGCAUGCUAUGCUAAGCUAAUCAUGUCCCACUCCAACUUCAGAUAAGAGCUUGAAGCGUUAGCUGCAAAGACUGUGUUGGUGUUAGAUCAUCAUGACUGUGUUUACAUGUCACAUACUGAUCCAGCCUCAGCUUCAAACGUCUUGUGGUUCAUGGGAGAAGCAAAGCUUGGUCACGCUGUGCUUCUUUCUGAUUGGACCUGAGACCGAGCAGGACUUCAGAUCGUGUGAUACACAGCAUGCACCAACAAUGUCUGUGUUUGGUGACAGCCAUUAUUGUUGAACAGUCUCUGCGACAGCUCUGCUUCAUCUUUCACACAUGUAUCUGCUGUGCAACAUAUAUUCUGUCAGACUAGAAACACCUGGACAGAGUCAGCAGGAAAUGAUCAGAACUAGGCUUCAGCUCAGUCUGUAAAUAAGAUAAUAAUAAAACAAACCCUUUGGAUCCUUCAUGAAGCUGAUUCUCACUAAUCAAAGCUAAUUUAUCAGCGUGAGACUGAUUUCUCAAUAAAUCCUGGGUCUGCAUUGGU